Molecule: messenger RNA, 3873 nt
Organism: Sceloporus undulatus (fence lizard)
Lineage: Eukaryota; Metazoa; Chordata; Lepidosauria; Squamata; Phrynosomatidae
Gene: KANSL3
Product: KAT8 regulatory NSL complex subunit 3
Exons: 23
Coding region: 258-3728 (1156 amino acids)
Biological process (GO): positive regulation of transcription by RNA polymerase II
Cellular component (GO): NSL complex
Source: RefSeq, a predicted model, not a curated record
GAGGCGCUCGCGCAUGCGCAGGAGCCACCGGGGCCUACCCGGGCCUUGGCCGCCUGCCUCGGCCUCUCUCUCUCUCUCUCUCUCUCUUCGUCUUCGUCGUCAUCGGGGCAGAAAGGCGGAGGAAGAGGAGGCGGCCGGGCUCUCCCUUCCAGCGAGGAGACAAGGGCCAGGCCUCUCUCGGGCUCUCCCGGGCGCGAAGGCACCCAGGAUGUGGAGCCAUCAUCUGCACCGAGAUUAGCAGCAAAAGGCCCGGAGCCAUGGCUUACCGAGGCAACGAGCGCGACUUCCAGACCUCGGCGCGGAGGAUGGGGACCUCUCUGCUUUUCCAGCUGUCAGUCCAUGAGAGAGAGCUGGACCUGGUGUUCCUGGACCACAGCUAUGCCAAGCCUUGGAGUGCCCACCCGGACGCCAGCAGCGCCCGCCCCACGCGCCUGCUCUUCGUGACGCCUAAGAGACACCAAGACAGCGGCGCCAUUGAGGCAGAUGUCCCCAUUGAUGUGGAAACAGUGACACCCACACCUGUGCCACUCUAUGACAACCAGAAGGCCCGGACGGUGAUGAACGAAUGUGAGCGCCACGUGAUCUUUGCCCGCACCGAUACAGAUACCCCACCUCCUCCGGACGACUGGGAAGAGCACAUGAACAGGUCUGGCUGGACAGUGGCCCAGAACAAGCUGUUCAAUAAAAUCCUCAAGGCCUUACAGUCUGACCGACUGGCCCGGCUGGCUAAUGAAGGGGCUUGCAAUGAGCCGGUGCUCAGAAGGAUAGCAGUGGACAAAUGUGCCCGGCGGGUCCGUCAGGCUUUGGCAAGCAUCAGUUGGGACACCAAACUCAUCCAGUGGCUGCAUUCAACUCUGGUGGAGACCCUCAGUUUGCCUAUGCUGGCUGCUUACCUGGAUGCCCUGCAGACCCUUAAGGGGAAGAUUCCCACCCUGAUCGACCGGAUGCUCUUGUCUUCAACUGCAAAGACUGGAGCAGCUGGGGCUGAGGCUCUGUCCCUCUUGCUGAAGAGACCAUGGGAUCCCGCUGUGGGCGUACUUUCACAUAACAAACCGAGCAAGUUGCCUGGCUCCCCCCUCAUCCUCCUAGCAGCUUCGGGACCCUCCAAUUCAAUGUUCCCCACUUCGCGCCGGCAUCGGUUCUGGCAGUCGCAACUCUCUUGCUUGGGAAAGGUGAUCCCAGUUGCUACCCAUUUAAUGAAUAACGGCAGCGGCGUUGGAGUGUUGCAGUGUCUGGAGCACAUGAUUGGAUCUGUGCGAGGCAAAGUGCACGAGAUCCACAACCAUUUCUCCCACAAACCAGUAAUCCUGAUUGGCUGGAACACAGGAGCGCUGGUGGCCUGUCACGUUUCAGUGAUGGAGGAUGUCACUGCAGUGGUGUGUCUUGGAUUCCCUCUCUUAACAGUGGAUGGACCCAGAGGGGAUGUUGACGACCCACUUCUAGACAUGAAGACUCCGGUUCUCUUUGUGAUCGGUCAGAACUCCCUCCAGUGCAACAGCGAAGCAAUGGAAGAUUUCCGGGAGAAGCUUCGAGCCGAAAACAGCCUCGUGGUGGUUGGAGGAGCGGAUGAUAAUCUCAGGAUAAGCAAAGCCAAAAAGAAAUCAGAAGGCCUGACCCAGAGCAUGGUGGACAGGUGCAUACAGGAUGAAAUUGCUGACUUCCUGACUGGAGUGCUCACCCGGGCAGACAGCCAUUCGGGCUCUGAUCCCCGCGAUCUCGAUGCCGAGAAGAAGAAGAAAACCAUGCGUGACUCCGCUCGAAGGGACCUGUCCUUCGACAUGUCAGAGAGGAGCAGCCGGCCCGCCUCCCCUGCCACCAAAGUCCCCGCUUCACCAUCAGGCUCUGAGGACCUCUCCAGUGUCUCCAGUAGUCCGACGUCCAGUCCAAAGGCUAAAAUGGCCACUGUGUCAUCCGUACAGAAGUCCAGCCAGAUUGGCACUGGCCAGCUGCUGAAGAGGCCUGUGCAGCGGACAGAAGCAGCACCAACACACAAACAGACUCAAGCUCAGUUUGCUGCAUUUCUGAAACAAAACAUGCUGGCGAGGAAAUCUCUUCCUCCUGGCACUUCUUCCUGCCUCUUUGUGGCUUCAGAGCCGCCACAGCAUCAGCCGCCACCGCCAGAUGCAGGGGAAAAAGAAGAGCUGCUCCAGGUGCAGCUGAAGAGGCACCAACCUGCCAGCCCAACCCACGGUGGCAAAUCUGCCAAGCGAGCCAAAAUCAAGGUGACCAUUGUCUCCCAUGGGGAAGCUGCCAGCACUGGGAACGGGGCCUCACCAGAUGUGCCGCCAGAAAUGGCUGUGGGAAAGCCUCUUGCCGUGACCCUGGGACAGAGCGCAACAAGUGCAAAAGAGACAACAGGACUGCUGGCCACUUCCAAGCCAGGUUCUUCAGCAGAGAGUCCUGCUGUCAGCCCAGUCCCCUCGGCCACGCUCCCUAGCAGCACCGUCUCCAGCGCUUUCCAUUCUCUGCAGAACAGACUGGUGGCCAACAGUUCGAACUGCCUCCCGGCCCAGCCCAGCAAUGCCCUCCAAGGGGCAGCCUCAGCCAGCAGCCUCCUGCAGGGCUUGAGCUUCAGCUUGCAGGACAUCAGCCCAAAGCCAGCGGCAGCCCUUCCAGCAAGCGUCGCCACUGCAGGGCCCCUGGGGCAGACCUCAGGCCUGAAGACCUCCACGCCACUGCAGAACCUGGGCACCAUCACGACCAGUACUGGCACCAUUGUCCGUACCAUCCCAGUCGCCACAACCCUUGGCACCUCAGCCAGCGGGAAGCCCACCACGAUCCACCAGCUCCUCACCAACGGAGGGCUGGCCAAACUUGCAAGCAGCCUCCCUGGCUUGGCUCACAUCUCUGGCCAAGGGUCAGGUCUAAAAGCCCCGACCACCAUCACAGUGACCCUUCGAGGCCAAGGCAACCGCGUCACCAGCCUCAGCCAGGCAGCCAUGGGAGCCAUCCAGCCUCAGCUGGAAGAGCAGCAGCAGCAACAACUGCUGCUCCCUCCUCCGCAGCCGCCCCAGGUUGCAGAUAGUUUAUCUGGGAACUUGACCAGCCCAGCUUCAAGCUCUGCUCCUUCUGGCAAGCUGUUGCCUCAGAUGGAACUUGGCAAAGUCCACUCUGCUCCAGAGGCUCCUUCUGCAGACUCUGCAUCUCAGCCGGUUGUGGUGGCAGCAACCACUUCGAGCCCCAUGAAGACUCUCUAUGUGAUGUCAGACGCCAAACUGUCUGCGCUUACCAAGUCGGUCAUGGCUGAAGCCGCUUCCAGCCCCCUGAAGCCCACUGCUCUUCAAACCGCUGCCACCUCUUCUUCCUCCUCCCCUAUUGGAGCCGUGACCUUUGCCCCCUCAACCCUGGCCAGCACUCCCUGCAGCCUGGGGCAUUCCAAAGUGGGGCCCGUCUUGCAGACCACGUCCAAGACAGUGAUCCUGACAUCUACACUGGCGGCCAUGAAGGGGGACCGAGCCUUGGGACCAAGGGGGGAGAAGGUUAUGCUGACCAAAGGCCACCAUGCGCUUGGGCCUGCGGAAGCCCUGGGCAGGGUGCCAUCCGUCAUGGAUGAUGGCAGCAGCACCAUCCUCCAUACCAGGGAGAGCCUCACCAACCGACACUUGCUUCCGCAAGGCAUGCUGCCUGCUGCUGCUGCAACUGGCACCACCCUCAUUGCGCUGGGAGGCAACCUGGCCAGCUCCUCCAUCAUCGCCACAGCUGGGCCUGCCCUCAGCCAGCAGCCAUAGUAACCCUGCCCACCCACCCCCCAAAAAUAUGAAGAUUCAUUGUCUUUGCUAUGGAAGAUGAAGCUGGGAAGUGAAAGGUGUUGCUCCCCAUGAUAAGGACUCCUCAGUUGUUUUCUCACUUUUAAUAAACUUGUCUUUUUGUGUA